Messenger RNA from Penicillium olsonii, 1065 nucleotides. NCBI's taxonomy places the organism in Eukaryota, Fungi, Ascomycota, Eurotiomycetes, Eurotiales, Aspergillaceae. The record is from the annotation of a GenBank genome assembly.
AUGGCUAUUACAACCCAGCCCAAAGCCACCCCCACCAGGCUGUUGAUGAUUUCCGUCCCCCGAACGGCAUCCAAUCUUCUUCUGCGAAUCGCGAACAUCCCCAAGCAGCCCAAUCUACUAACCACCCCUAAGGGUGGCUACUUCUUCUACCCGGCAUUCAUCGACUCCACCCAGAAUGGCAGUCUGCAACACCGGCCCGCAGACCAGUGGACCGACGACGAGAAGGCAUCAGUGAGAAACAGCGCCCAGGCCUGCUUCGACAGCUUGGAGGAAUGGUCCUCACGGGCCGAAGAGAACGACCAAGUCAUGUUCACCAAAGAACAUGCAUACUGGAUGUUCAGUCCAGCCACCUUCCUCAAGUCAACAACUGGUCAACAUGACGAGGAAUUCUUCAAGGCAUUCCGUAUCAAUACCCCAGAGAAGUAUGGCACCACUCAGACAUACUCGCCAUCGAACGAAACGAUGUUCCCAGACGAAUACCUCCGCACAUGGCAGAUGCUCUUCAUCAUCCGUCACCCCGCACUCGCAUGGCCAUCCAUGUACCGCGCGAUGCAGAAGCUCGGAGAACAGGGAGUCAUAGACGACGAUGGCGUGAAGGGCGCAUCAGUAACGAACAUGAGCAUGCGAUGGACUCGUAUGCUCUACGACUGGUGCCUUGAGCAGCCCGAUGUGCCCGUCGCACCACCUCUUGUCGAUGCUCAUGAUCUGAUUCACAACCCAGAGGUCGUUCUUCAGCUCUGCGAGAAGACUGGGCUAGACAAGAGUGUGGUGCAGUUUGAAUGGCCCGACAAGGAGAAGAAGUCCCAGCACUGGGCGUGCCAUAAGCCGAACGCAGAUGAAAAUGAGGUUAAGCUUCAUCAGUCGGCGGCUGGGGUGAUGCUCUCUACACUUGAGAGCUCCGAGGGUAUUGUCAAGGAUAAGGCCCCCAAAGCCAUUGACAUUACCGCGGAGGCGAUCAAAUGGAAGGAAGAGUUUGGUGAAGAGGUUGGCGAGCUAAUUGAGAAAUGCGUGCGUGAUUCGAUGCCGGAUUAUGAGUACCUGAAGGCUCGACGAAUCACUCCCUGA